Messenger RNA from Haemonchus placei, 891 nucleotides. NCBI's taxonomy places the organism in Eukaryota, Metazoa, Nematoda, Chromadorea, Rhabditida, Trichostrongylidae. The record is from the annotation of a GenBank genome assembly.
AUGGCUGCCAUGGACUACGACUCGAAGAUCACGGCCUACCGCUUCGUCGGCUAUGCCGCGAUGACGUUCUCGGCAAUCGCCGUGCUCUCCGUCUGUAUCACCUUGCCCAUGGUCUACAACUACAUUCAUCACGUCCGUUCCAGCGUCCAUUAUGAGCUUCUGGAAUGUCGUGUGAAGGCGAACAAUCUUCUUAGGAGCGUUAAUGGCCUUCCUGACCUUCCGCGCAAUCGAACAGCUCGUCAGACGACCGAACAGCAACAAAAUGAUCCCAACUAUUGCAGCGGAUGCUGUAUCCCAGGAGCACAGGGACCUCCGGGCCCACCUGGUGCACCAGGUAAACCAGGAAAGUCCGGAGCUCCGGGAGCACCUGGAAACCCUGGACGUCCACCACAGGAGCCAUGUGAACCAAUAACUCCACCACCAUGCGAACCGUGCCCAGCCGGUCCACCUGGACCACCGGGACCACCUGGACCAAUGGGAAAUCCUGGACCAGUUGGACCUCCAGGCGAAAAAGGCCCCGACGGUGAGCAAGGACCACAAGGAAUGAAAGGAAUGCAAGGUCCUCCCGGUCAAGUGGGUAACCCAGGAGCAAUGGGUGAGCCCGGCGAGAAUGGCGCAAAUGGCGAACCACAGCCUGGAUCACGUGGUGAAACUGGACCCCCUGGAGCACCAGGACCAAUGGGGCCAAUGGGUCCACCUGGCAAAGACGGUUCAAAUGGUCCAGAUGGCGAGAGAGGUCCGGAUGGCAUACCGGGAAAUCCGGGAAAAGAUGGCGAAGAUGGACAACCUGGUCCACCUGGAAUGGAUGGAAGGCCAGGAGAAAGGGGUAUCUGUCCCAAAUAUUGUUCGGCCGACGGCGGUGUUUUCUUCGAAGAUGGAACUCGACGUUAA